UGGCUGGUUUACAACGCAAAUUGUAACAUAAUGAUAGCAACAUAUAUAAUGAAGCAAUUAAAUUCUAUUAUCAAGUUGUACGUCUUCUAGAUAUCAACAUCUGCACUACCAUAUAACUGAGUGAAUAAAAUGGGUUACAGAUGGUUGGAUAUGACUUUAUGAAGAUGACAAAUAGUUUGGAAAAUUUUAUAUGCAUAUUUUGUACCACCAAAGCUCAGCCAUGUUAAUAAUGAACAUUUACAAGGUAGCCAGUUUCCUUCAUCUCAGGGCCUUUUUUACAGGCAUGUCACAAAUAUAUUUUAGCUACUACUUAGUUAUCAUGGGCAACAGGGAAGAACACAGGGAUGUGAACGUUUCCCAAUUUUGUUGCAUUUCUUAAGAUCUUUACCUGCCUCUUCUGCUCAUUUUUUAUUUAUAACAGGUUGUGAAACUUUGUUUCCUGCCCCAAAAUUCAAAUUUGAGCACUUUGUGCAUCUUAAUUUACAAAUUUUACCUAAUGUACAUAUUCAUACGCACAUUUUACCUAAUUUAUACAUUCCACUCAUUGAAUAUGUUGUAGUCCCCCCCAGUGGUAUACUUUUUAACCUUUUGUAUUUAAAAUGUACACAUAAACGGAAACCCUGUUGCUUAGCAUAGUAAGUCACAAUACAGCAAGUCCAUUGUACUGUAUAGUGGGAAGCUUGGUGAGUCUGUUCUCAAAGUCAAUUGUUUCAAAUGGGCUUACUCUAACUAUGCCUUACUUUAGUACAGUAAGUUGCAGUUAGAGUAGGCCCUUUUGAAUCAACUGAACAUAUGUAGGACUUGAUAAAAAAAUGUCCACUGAUUCAGUGACCCUACCCUACUGAAACUUAAGUGAGCUAUAAGAGGAUCUCAGGUUACUCGUAUGGGAAAGGAAAGAAUGAACUUCCAUGCAAGAGAAAUCACUUAUGGAAGGCUGGACAGACGCUUUGCUCCUCCGGAUCCUCUCCUAAAUGGCAAGGAGAGUCAACUCAUCCCGUCCCCACAAUCUUCACAGACUCCCUCAAAAAUAAAAGCAGCCACUCUCCCCUGAACCGCCCAGCCUCUGGGUACUGGAGCGUUUCCCGCCGCUCCUCCCCGUCUGCCACCGACCCCGGGAAAGGGGUUGGGUAACGAGGACCAGCCCCACUUUAAGAGCCCUUUGCUUUGCCCAAGACCGUGCGCUUUUCGCCCCCGUGUUGUCUCCAUCCUCUUCCUGUUUAGCGCCGUUCCCGCUUCUGCCGCCGCCGCCGCCUCGAUCUCCCCACUGGACUCGGCAAACUGGGCCCUGCAGGAAAAGGCCUCGGCCUCUCUCGCAGCGCCUCCCUCAGCCUCGGGAGGCAGCCCGAGACGCAGAUACACUGUUCAAGGAAUCAAAGUCAAGAUGAAUAACCAAGGACAAGUUGACAUGCUUUGCUGCUGGAAAUGUCGAAAAUAUAUAGCUAACACUGAUUGCCCCAUAACAGACCAGACUACAGAUUUAUGUGAAGGUAAGUGGACAACUGGAAAACUGAACUGCCCGUUCUGUGGGGCCCAUCUUGGUGGCUUCAACUUUGUUAAUAACAGAAAAAGCUCUUGUGGCCAGUUUACAAAUAUCCAUCUCUGCAAGAGGCAAACUGACUACCAGGCAACUAGUUCAGUUUUAUCACCAAUAUCACAGCUAAAGUACUUGUCGCUGUGCAGAGUUCAUUCUGAUUUUAACAAGGAAAGACAGCAGAGUGUGACAGGUGAGACUUUGGAACCUAGAAAUCAAAGACAUUUAUACACGGCCAAAAAUAACGAUGGCUUUGGAAGAUUAAUGGAGGCACUGUGCCUAGAGGUGAGAUCAACCAACUUUGAGAUGAAUAGUGGAAAAUUACACUUUAAAGUGUCUAACCCAAAAACAAGUCUUUCAGCUUCGUUGGUUGUGAAUGACAGAUACAUUGUAAAAGCUUUUCACAGAAAAUCGCAGAGUUUGGACUUCAACUUCAGAGAGAGGUUUGUCUUGCUGCCUACUUUAUAUAGAGCUUCGACAAUCAAGAGACCUGUUUUCUCCCGGCAACAUGAAAUGCAGCCUUAUAAUACAAAGACUCGCUUACAAUUAAACCCCAGCAACACAGAGAAUUAUUUUCACUGCCCACUUAAAUCAGAUGCUGGUGGGCUUCCAAAGACUUUUUCAGUUACUUCCUGCAGGGUAUUAGCACAAGACAAGGUUGAAUUUAAUCCUGGCUUAGCAGCUUCCGAAAACUGUCUCGAGAGUGCCACUGCUGACCAGCAGCUAUUCCUAUUUUCACCAGAGGGGACUGCAGAAGAAUCUAAUUUACACCAGCACAGCACGCCUCUUGGUCUUCAUCAUUCCAUGGCAACUGUUGAUCAAAAGCUGAGCAAGAGAAAAAGAAAACAGUUGAACAGUUUGAGGAAAAAACAAAGGUGGCAGGAGCAGUGGCUGCAAAAGCAGACUAUGAAUACAGAAGAGGAACACGAAUACAGACAAGAUAAAGAAAGCUACCUCUGUGCAGUGUGCCUUGAUGUUUACUUUAAUCCUUACAUGUGCUAUCCUUGCCACCAUAUCUUCUGUGAACCUUGCCUACGCACACUCGCUAAAGAUAACCCAACCAGCACUCCGUGUCCUCUGUGCCGUACUGCAAUUGUUCAAGUUUUUUUCCAAUCAGAACUGGACAGUUCAACAAAAUCUCAUUUUCCUAUGGAAUAUUCAAACCUGAAGGAAAACUUUCAAGAAUCAGGUUUAGCAAAGUGGCCUCUUCCCAGCUGCAACAAAGCGUUCAGAGUUAUUGAAGCAGGUUUUCAGAGCACAGAUUCCUUACCACGAAGGCAUUUCCCACAUGCUGCUUACAGAAUGGAUUAUAUGGACUUUGAGGAUGAUAGCCGGGGCUGGCGAUUUGACAUGGACAUGGUGAUAAUCUAUAUUUAUUCCAUCAAUUGGGUCAUAGGUUUCAUUAUGUUUUGUUUUCUGUGCUAUUUUUUCUUUCCUUUUUAAGAACUUGUAAUCCCUACAGUUUAAUUCAAUCAUCAGGCAAUGGAACAAACUGUUCAGCCAACAGGCAACAGAACAGACAUAUCCUGAUGUAUAAUGCAGAUUAUAUGUGAAGUUUGUGAAAAAAAUUGACAUGGCAUAGAAGGGUUAAUUCAGUGUCAGUUUUUCUAAUUGUUUCAUUUUUUCUGUUGUGUUUUGAAGUGGAAGAAUAUUUGUAUAUAGCAAAAAAUAUGUCAAAUCACCUAACAUAAUACAUAUUAAAAUGGCACUUGACUUCC
Pogona vitticeps (central bearded dragon) is the source of this 3249-nucleotide messenger RNA. RefSeq names its product ring finger protein 180 (gene RNF180). The record is from RefSeq and is a predicted model, not a curated record. NCBI's taxonomy places the organism in Eukaryota, Metazoa, Chordata, Lepidosauria, Squamata, Agamidae. Gene Ontology annotation, biological process: positive regulation of proteasomal ubiquitin-dependent protein catabolic process; protein polyubiquitination; serotonin metabolic process. Gene Ontology annotation, molecular function: ubiquitin conjugating enzyme binding; ubiquitin protein ligase activity. Gene Ontology annotation, cellular component: endoplasmic reticulum membrane.